Messenger RNA from Cucumis sativus (cucumber), 354 nucleotides. RefSeq names its product secreted RxLR effector protein 161-like. The coding region runs from base 1 to 354 and encodes 117 amino acids. NCBI's taxonomy places the organism in Eukaryota, Viridiplantae, Streptophyta, Magnoliopsida, Cucurbitales, Cucurbitaceae. The record is from RefSeq and is a predicted model, not a curated record. The transcript has 2 exons.
AUGCAGAAUUCCAAAAAGGGUCUGUUGUCGUACAGAUAUGGAGUUCAUUUGUCAAAGGAACAAUGUCCUAAGAUACCUCAGGAAGUUGAGGAUAUUAGAAAUAUACCCUAUGUUUUCGCUGUUGGAAGUUUGAUGGUGGUCAGUAGGUAUCAAUCCAAUCCUGGAUGUGAUCACUGGACAACCGUUAAGAACAUUCUAAAAUAUCUUCAAAGAACAAAAGACUACAUGCUCGUGUAUGGUACAAAGGAUUUGAUCCUUAUUGGAUACAAUGAUUCUGAUUUCCAAACUGAUAAACAUGCUAAAAAGUCUACAUCAGGAUCAAUAUUCACUCUAAAUGGAGGAGCAGUGGUUUGA